Henningerozyma blattae CBS 6284 is the source of this 2298-nucleotide messenger RNA. It is a transcript of the gene SSK1, whose product is annotated as mitogen-activated protein kinase kinase kinase SSK1. The transcript has a single exon. Gene Ontology annotation, biological process: phosphorelay signal transduction system. The record is from RefSeq and is a predicted model, not a curated record. NCBI's taxonomy places the organism in Eukaryota, Fungi, Ascomycota, Saccharomycetes, Saccharomycetales, Saccharomycetaceae. Bases 1 to 2298 code for a protein of 765 amino acids.
AUGACCACUGAUCCUAUUAAAAUACGACCUUUAUCACCAACUACAACUCAAAGAACUACAACGCCAUUAAAUACUGCAGUGGUAUGGAAAGUUUGGGUAAAAUUAGAAGAUGAUUUAAAUUCUUCAAUCAAUCAAUCAAUCGCUAUUGAAUUCACCCAACAUGAUACCGUUGAUGAUUUGAAAUCAAAGCUUUUAUUGAAAUUAAAUAAGUCUAGAUGGUCAACUUUAAAUGACAAUACUUCAAUCGCAAUAGGGCUAUAUAUAGAAACACCAAAAAUAAUGGGUCAUAAUGUCUCAAAAUCACCUAGAGGAAGCAUUUACAUGGAAAAUAAUUUAUUUAAAUCAAAACCUAAAUUAUCUUUACAACAAUCCAUUGGCAAUAACACUAGCAUUAAUAAUACAGACACUCAUGAAUUAUUCACAUUUAAUAAAAGUUUUUCAUCGACUGCAUUGAAUAGAGAUUUCAAUACCAUAAAAACAUCAAAUUUACAUACUGUUACAAGCAGUGGAGCAUUAAUAUCACAACAACUCCAAGAAAGAAAUUCCCCCUUUAUCUACCCACAGGGCCACAGUCCAAAAAUAAGUGCAUUUUCAAAAUUUACUGGAUUAUCGUUAUCACCAAUAAAUACUUUACAAAUAUCAAACUUUAAAUAUAAUUCAAAUGGUAUACAUAGACAAUCAAUCUCAGCAUCUAGAAAUGAUUUAAAAUAUUUAACAGAAAUUAUUGAUAAUAAUACAUCACGAAUAAUAUUUGAACCAGACGAAAUAAUUAUACGAAUAUAUAGUGAAGUAUUUGGACCUAUGGGCGUUCAACAAUCAUCUGAACCUUUACAAGUUUUUACAACUGACAUUUCAAAUUCAAUAAAUAUUAAAAGUAGAAGAUGUAGCCAAAUUGACGUUCCAUUAUCUAAAUUAAGUAGUCAUGUCAAUAAUGAAAAUAUGAAUAUUAAUCAUUCAAACAAUAUUAGCCCAAAUUCAAAUAAUAACACAAAAAAUCUUGCAGAAACUAAUAAACUAAAACGUGAUAUAAUAAUGAAUUACGAAUUACGAAGUUCAAGUAAUAAUAACCAAAAGACUUCAAAUGAUACUGAACGCUUUGAUGAUACUAACAUAGAUAGCGAAAUGAAUAGCCCAACUUUUAACCCAAAUACUUCAUCAGAUAAUCUAAGGAGGGAAAGUGUGACGGAAACUGAGCCUGAUUUCAGAAUUAUAACGGAUGAAGAACAAUUAAGAAAAGUUUCUAAUUCAAUUGCAAAUGAUGAGAAUAUUUUACAUGCUCCUAAACAAGCCAUUCUAUUAUUGCCAAAAAACUUUGAAGGUGACGUAAAAUUUGAAUCUCAGCAGAAUGACGCUUAUUCUCCAACUUCAGCAGAUAUGGAUUUGAAAAGUAAGAAACCAAACAUUAUUCCUUUUCAAGAAGGUGAUACAGUCCCGCAUUCAGGCUUACAAGAACAAGAAAUUGGAUUAAUACAUCCCUUACUAGAAGGUAGCCCAAGUAAUGAACCAACUUUGCCAAAUACCCCACCAAAUAUUAACUCUAGGCCAACACUGACUGAUUCUAACAUUAUUCACAAGGGCUUACAAACUAGUCAAACAAACUCCAAUAUUGUAGGCACUACUGAUGAGUUGAAAUCUACUACAAAUCCUGUAAAACCUAAAAUGAGAAGUACAAGUGAAAAUAUUUUCCCAAGAAUCAAUAUUUUAAUUGUUGAAGAUAAUGUAAUUAAUCAAACAAUUUUAGGAUCAUUUUUAAGAAAGAAUAAAAUUUUUUAUAAGGUAGCCAAAAAUGGUAGAGAAGCAGUUGAUAAAUGGAAAGAGGGUGGAAUUCAUUUAAUUUUUAUGGAUUUACAAUUACCAGUAUUAUCAGGCACAGAUGCAGCCAAGGAGAUAAGACAAUAUGAAAAAAAAAUCGGUAUUGGAAUCCAGAAAAAGCAAUCGUCUUCCUCUGAUUUAUCCUUAUCUGAAUCGUUUUUAAAUACAAAAUCAUCUGCCUGUGCUCCAGUUAUUAUAGUCGCAUUUACUGCAUCAAACUCUUUAGCUGAUAAGAGAGCGGCAUUAAUUGCAGGUUGCAACGAUUAUUUGACUAAGCCGGUGAAUUUACAUUGGCUAAGUAAGAAAAUAACGGAGUGGGGUUGUAUGCAAGGGCUAAUUGACUUUGACAAUUGGAAACAAGGGCAGAGCAGAAUGACAAACAAUGUUCUUGUCAAAAAGCAAGCAUCCCUGAAAUCCAGGAAAAGCGGUACAAAGAUACCAACGAAACAAUCAUCUUCACAUAAUAUUGAAGCAGAUAAUAUUUGA